This is a messenger RNA of Macrosiphum euphorbiae (potato aphid), 294 nucleotides long. The record is from the annotation of a GenBank genome assembly. NCBI's taxonomy places the organism in Eukaryota, Metazoa, Arthropoda, Insecta, Hemiptera, Aphididae.
AUGGAAGAAAAAGAUGGUAAAUUUUGUAUAGCAACCAAAGAAGGAACUCUAAACACAUGGCUGGAGCGGAACAGUUUGGCUGCUACGAAGUACUGUUCCUUAACGACAACAGACGUUCAAUCAAAUGAAUAUUCGUUACGGGAACUUGUUCGAUUAGGAUCAGUUGGGACUGGACAAGGAUAUCGACGUUGUACCUGCCGUACUAAUUGCACAUCAAAAAAGUGCACAUGUAGGAAAAAUGACAUGAUGUGUAAUUCGGCGUGCCACCCAGGCAGUAGUUGUCAAAAUUUAUAA